Exophiala viscosa is the source of this 1368-nucleotide messenger RNA. RefSeq lists its product as uncharacterized. Lineage: Eukaryota; Fungi; Ascomycota; Eurotiomycetes; Chaetothyriales; Herpotrichiellaceae. The record is from RefSeq and is a predicted model, not a curated record. The coding region runs from base 1 to 1368 and encodes 455 amino acids. The transcript has a single exon.
AUGCGUUCAGUCAUUCUUUCUCCCGCCCUAUGGCUAGGCUUGACGGCUGUUAUCUCUACCGUCUCUGCUCAACAAGCAGACGCUUCUAUGGCAUGGGCCGACUGGGGUAACAGAAGGUUUCACCCACACCACAGACAUAGUGGCACUUCGACUUCGGCCUUGACUUCAACUUCGACUUCCACCAGCACCAGCACCAGCUCGACUUCGACUUCCACCACCACCAGUACAACUACAGACAUGAGCCCUGACGGUAUCAGCACUACAACAUCCUCAGCUACAACCACCACGUCCACUACCACCUCUACAACCAGCAUUCCGACUACUACCAGCUCCGUCCCCAGCACCUGUCCCUAUGCCGGUAAGGUCAUUUCGAGCAACACUGACUCCUGUGUUACGUAUACCUUCCUGUGUAGCACCACAUACAACGACGAUUCGAGUUUCGUCGAUGAUACAACUACGAAAGCAUCACCCGCUGCAUGUGCCCAUCGCUGCGAUACACUGAACGUUAAUCGUGGCGCGGGAUACUGUGUGGGUGUCGUUUAUGACUUGAAUUCAACCUCAUACAAUUGCAGAACUCUCCGAAGUACGGUUGGAGCCAUAAACAACACUGAUUACGUUGCUCUGAUUCGUAACGACAACUGCGAAACGCAAACCUCGAGCAUUGCUUCCACCACGCAAAGCUCGACGACAAGUAUGACAACCACAACUUCGUUCGAGGUCGGUCCAGUCAUCACGUCUCUCCCAGGUUCGAACACGACGUCUACGACAAGCACGAGUUCGGGAUGGGGAACCUGGACAAAUACUACGUCAAGCUCGAGCACAAGCUCAAGUACUGGGAACUCCACAACCACUGGUACAUCACUCACAACUACAUUCCAGGUCGGCCCUGUCACGACUGCGAUGCCUACCUCUUCCACUAACACGACAACUGGGUCGCAAAGCACAAACUCAACCUCGUCGUCAAGCACCAUCCAUGCAGGUCGUGGUCGGCACGGCCAUCACUCACACUCUCAUAACACUACCACAACCACAACCACAACAACCACCACUCGGCCUCACUGGCAUUGGAGUUCGCCGACGAGUAUUCUCAGCUCGAAUACGACGUCCAGCUCGUCCGCCAACGGUACCACAAGCUCUUGGUCUACCACAAGCGUUACCAGUAUCACAAACACCACUACCACGUCGGCCACAACUUCAUUCGAGGUCGACCCUGUCACAACUGGUUCGGCAAGCUCUACGACAUCCAGCGACGCAGGCACAACUACCAACGGCUGCAAUGCAACUACAGUCUUUGCCACCAUUACGGCUCCGGCCGUGACCUACACGGUGACGAUCACGACCCAUCAUCGCGGUCAAAAUUGGCAGUAG